CAAGCCUAUAAUCGCUGUGCGUGAAAAGAUUCACGUGAACUCUCUAUGAGUGAAAAAUGAAAAAAUGAAAAGUGAAAAAUCAAACGUGAAAAGUUCCACGUGAAAUUACAUGAUUGACCCCCUAAACGCAGCCCAGUCCCCAGUGCGAGGCCCAUCAGUGGAAACUAGACCAUUGAAACCGCCACCGUCUAUUGAUGCUCGUGCCGAAUUUCUGCAUUUAAUGCGCACUGAGUGCACACCAAUUCUCUCAGUGAAAAACGCUGUUAUCACCCAUUACUGAGUGGAAAAAUAGAAAAUAAAUUUGUUAUUACGAUCAAAUCGUUCCCGCCACAUUAAACCACUAGAGACGGGCAACAUUAAAGGUGAAGAAGAAGUAAAAGACAUUUUAUUUAUCAUGGGUCUGUGUAAUAUCGAAUGUGUUGAAAGAGUAGCACGAUAUCUCGAUGUUCCAGAAAAGCUAUUUCUUGAUAAAAACAUAGUUAAAUCUGUGCAGAAUGUUUCAAGCUUUAGCACUACUGUGCAAACGCUUGUAAGAAGUUCAAAUUAUUCCAGUGCACUUCUGGAUAACAAGAAAGAAAUACGAGCAUUAAUACAGCAAUGGUUAGAAUACAUUGUAAUCUGUAUGAAUCAUGCAGAUGUUCCUGCGAAUGCCAAAAAGGUAUUAAAUGAUUUUGUGAUUGGUCAAGCCAAUUUGAAGAUAAAAAAAACGAAUGCAUCGGAGCUGAAUACAGUAUUAAAGGACCUAACAUAUAUAUGUGGUACAAAGAAGACAAUUGCGGACAUUGUGUUGUACUACGUUCUAUAUUCUGUAAUGAAUGAAUUAAACCUUCAGCAGAAGGCACAAUAUGUUCACGUAUCGAGAUGGUUUGACAAUAUUCAACAAGAAGAGAAAUUGAGACAGGAAUUAGAUUUAAUAUGUUUUAAUUUAUUACAUAUAUUUUUGUAAUUGGAAUAAAAUGUUUUGAAUUUAUUUUA
Messenger RNA from Solenopsis invicta (red fire ant), 975 nucleotides. It is a transcript of the gene AIMP3, whose product is annotated as eukaryotic translation elongation factor 1 epsilon-1. Gene Ontology annotation, cellular component: nucleus; aminoacyl-tRNA synthetase multienzyme complex; cytoplasm. The coding region runs from base 395 to 946 and encodes 183 amino acids. The transcript is spliced from 5 exons. NCBI's taxonomy places the organism in Eukaryota, Metazoa, Arthropoda, Insecta, Hymenoptera, Formicidae. Gene Ontology annotation, biological process: positive regulation of DNA damage response, signal transduction by p53 class mediator. The record is from RefSeq and is a predicted model, not a curated record.